Messenger RNA from Micromonas pusilla CCMP1545, 672 nucleotides. RefSeq lists its product as uncharacterized. The record is from RefSeq and is a predicted model, not a curated record. NCBI's taxonomy places the organism in Eukaryota, Viridiplantae, Chlorophyta, Mamiellophyceae, Mamiellales, Mamiellaceae. Bases 1 to 672 code for a protein of 223 amino acids. The transcript has a single exon.
AUGCCUUCGACGCCCCGUUUCGCGCGGAUCUCGAUCUCAUCGCGACGCCGCCUCGACGAGUCGCGCGACGACGACGACGACGACGACGACGACGACGCGCUGCGGCGUCGGCGAGCAGAUGGACAAGCAAGACGCGACCGCGAAAGAGGACGACGCGCGGCAGUACGGCGUCUGGGGCGUCGACGGCAUUCGCCAGCGCUCCGCGUCGUUCGCGGCGAUGGAGGCGGACUGGGAAGACGAGGUCGCGAAGUGCUGGACGCGCGCGGGCGCGAGCGAGGUGGCGACGCAGCGCCUCCUCAUCCUCGGCGCGAAGUGGCAGAAAGGUGCGCUCGGCGAGAUCUACCGCGACCCGGAGGCGGUGCGCGCGAUGGUGGACGCGCUCGCCGAGCUCCUCCCGGGCGCUUCGCCCGCGAAGAUCUUCCACGGCGAGCCCGCCGCGGCGCUCGUCGCCGUCGACCGCUCGUCGCUGUCGCGAACGCUCGUGGCGAUUCGCACCGCGGCCGACAUCCCGAUGUUGGACCUCGCGCAUGUCAUCUCGCGCGAGCCGAGGUUGCUGACGCGCGACGUCGCGGAGACGUCGCGGACGUGUCGCGAGAGCGUGGCGGCGCUGAGGCGCGUUCUGUACACUGGUUCCCAUACGACCGCGUCGGCGUGGUGAACGCCGUUCCUUAA